UAAAUGUAAUAUUUGCAAAGAAGGUUGGCAAAGUGAAACCGAUGUGGAAUUUCAUCGUCGCGAAACUCACGCGAAAGUAAUGAAUAAAAUGUUGAUUAACAACGUAAAGCCUAUUUGUAUGAUAUGCAUAAAGAACCUGAAAACACCAGAAAACCUUCUCCGUCACAUCAAAACGGUGCACCUGCUAAGUUCCGAAGACGCAACUCGAAUAGAACGAGAGAUAUUAAUUUGCAACGAAUGCAGCAAAAUCUUCUUCAACAGACGAAUGAUAGUCGUUCAUAUGGCAAUUAGACACCGUAACGUGCGGUCUAAAAAACAGCGCAUUGAAUGCCCUAAAUGUUUGAAAAUGGUGCGAUGCAACACGAUCUGGUCUCAUUGUCAAUUUGAGGAUAUUUUAAGCGUCGCCUGCUGCCCAAUCUGCUUAACCAAAUUCACGAACACCGCUGAGAUGCAAAGUCAUAUAUUAACACAUCCGAAUUACUUCUACUGUAACAUAUGUACAUACAGCACAAAAUCGGCAAUGAAUUUCAAGGAGCACGUGUCAAAGUAUAAAAACAGGUUUAAACAUGUUGGCAACGUGGACAAGGCGAAAUUAGAGCAAUGUUUUGUAUCAAGCGUACGCUACAUGCAAUGGCGGAUAUUAAGAAUGAGUUCUUUUAAGGGAUUAAAUUUACCACCUAAUAUAAACAUUUGCGUUCUCUGUCGGGAGAUUUGUAGAAAUUCAGAAGAAAUGAAAAAACAUUAUCUUACACAUGUGCAUGUGGUGGAGGAGCGGGUGGAGAAGAAAAAGUAUGUUUGUACAUGUGGAGAAGAAUUUUUCAACAGUGUGUUACUGAAACAUCAUGUUUUCAAAAUGCAGGGUGAACAUAGGGCGCUGUGAUAUUUGUUUAACUAAUAAAUGCGGUAAGUAUUCUCUGAUCGCCACCAGACCGGUUCGUCGGUGUAACGUGGUCCGACUACAUUAUGUAAAAAGUCGUCGGCUGCGUGUGUAGGUCUGUGCGUACAUUUUUAUUUGGUAUAAAUUAGUAUGAUAAUUAAAACAAAGAAUGACCAUGUACAAAAUUUUUUUCGCUCCAUUGGGACUUGAAUCCACGCCCAUGCUGUACCGUAGCAUUCCGCUUACUAACUGAGC
Hyposmocoma kahamanoa is the source of this 1132-nucleotide messenger RNA. Its product is annotated as PR domain zinc finger protein 15-like. Lineage: Eukaryota; Metazoa; Arthropoda; Insecta; Lepidoptera; Cosmopterigidae. Gene Ontology annotation, molecular function: chromatin insulator sequence binding. The transcript has 2 exons. The coding region runs from base 80 to 880 and encodes 266 amino acids. Gene Ontology annotation, biological process: regulation of transcription by RNA polymerase II. The record is from RefSeq and is a predicted model, not a curated record. Gene Ontology annotation, cellular component: chromosome.